UGCUCAAUUACCUGUGGCAAAGGAAUGCAGUCUCGUGUUAUUCAAUGCAUGCAUAAGAUCACAGGAAGACAUGGAAAUGAAUGUUUUUCUUCAGAAAAACCUGCCGCGUACAGACCAUGCCAUCUUCAGCCUUGCAAUGAGAAGAUUAAUGUAAAUACUAUAACAUCACCCAGGCUGGCUGCUCUGACUUUCAAGUGCCUGGGAGAUCAGUGGCCUGUGUACUGCCGGGUGAUACGUGAGAAGAACCUCUGUCAGGACAUGCGGUGGUAUCAGCGCUGCUGCGAGACGUGCAGGGACUUCUAUGCCCAAAAGCUGCAGCACAGGAGUUGACCUCUAGCAGGCUGGCUGGCUAACAGCUCUUUGCAAUCACAUUAUUUAUAAACACACACACUAGCAUGUUUUUCAGACCAAAUAUUAUCAGAUUACAUAUAAUUUAAUCAAAUUAAUUAAUUUAUUUUUUUUUUUUGUGCCUGCCAAACAUCCAAUAUGGUGUUUGCUUUGGUUCUACAAACAUUUUGAUUUAUACUAUAUGGCUUCAUAAAUAAUUUUAUAUAAAUAAGUUGGAUCCAGUUUCCAGAAUAAAAAUAAAAAGGGAAAAACAAAAACCAACCAAGAUCUUUAGACUUUAAAAAAAAUUUUUUUAACAAUUUUUUUUUAAGUUAGGGCUGUCUCUAAGGUGCUACUCUCUCCCUGGCGAUACCAUUGAGUUAUCCAGAAUAUAUACUAAUUUAGCCUAAUAGUUUAGUUAUAUAUGGAGAGAUAUCAUUUUUUUUCCUUUGGUAUCCUGAUGCAGAAUUUGCCCAUUUUCUGUAAUCUGCAGGAGAUGUGUAAGCAUAAGAAACCUCAUAGUGUUGAACAGGUUUUUAGAGAAUGUAUUAUGCAUUGGGUUCAGAUUUAGAGAUAUCCAUGGGAAGAAUUCUACUGUAAUUAUAACCUUAUUGUAAUAAUGGAAAAGAAAAGUCUGAAUGGAGACUUUGAUCAUGUUCAUGAACAUGUACUUGAACACAAGUAUUGUAACAAUGAGACACUGUAAUGAUUUACACUGAAUCACCAUUGCACUGUUGAUAUAGUGUAGAGAAUCCGUUAUAGAAAUGGUAACAUCCACAAAAAUGUGUGUUAUUUUAACCUGUUGUCAUUAUAUUUUAGCUUUUUAAAAUAUUUUGAACAAAGAAAGUGUUGAUCCACCCAUUUCCUUGUAUCUUUUUAGCAGAUUUAUAAGAGUAGAGUACUUAGCCUCACAAAUCAUAAUGAGAAGAUAUACUGUUUUUCAGCCUUUUCCCUAGGAACAAGGAAAAACAAAAAGCUUAUAAUACUGUGGUAGUUUCAUUGUGUUUUUCUUUUUAAAAAUUAAAAAGUUUUACAAUUCUGUGAAACGUUUAAAAACCAGUUUAAGGUUUUCUUGUGAGAAAAUAUUGUACAUGAUUCACAUGAUUUCUUAGAUUUUUCAAUAAAAUAUGUGAAACUUCC
This is a messenger RNA of Odocoileus virginianus texanus, 1467 nucleotides long. NCBI's taxonomy places the organism in Eukaryota, Metazoa, Chordata, Mammalia, Artiodactyla, Cervidae. The record is from RefSeq and is a predicted model, not a curated record.